AUGUUAACACAAUCAAGAUCGUUAAUUGAAAGUUCUUCUUCAGCAAGUGUAACUGGUAAGAGAACUUAUAACAAGUCAACUGAACCAGCAUCUACGAAUACUACUACUACUAUAAAAAAGAUGACAAAUUUUAUAAAAAAAAUGUCUGGUACUAAUACUAAAGUAGUUCAUAAAAGGUUUGUUAAUCUGACUCAAGAUAGUGAUAAUAGAAAAUAUGGAUUUAAUACUAAAGACUAUUAUGAUAAUAAAAGCAAUGAUAACUCUCACUAUGGUAAUAGCUUUGAUUUUUUUGAUACUCACAAUAAUAUUGACGAACUUGACUAUAAUCAUAAUGACACUGAAGUUAAAGUUUGUGUUCUACUGAUUAAUGAUCUGUAA
This is a messenger RNA of Funneliformis caledonium, 378 nucleotides long. The record is from the annotation of a GenBank genome assembly. NCBI's taxonomy places the organism in Eukaryota, Fungi, Glomeromycota, Glomeromycetes, Glomerales, Glomeraceae.